This is a messenger RNA of Puccinia graminis f. sp. tritici CRL 75-36-700-3, 1509 nucleotides long. RefSeq lists its product as uncharacterized. The transcript has 2 exons. Lineage: Eukaryota; Fungi; Basidiomycota; Pucciniomycetes; Pucciniales; Pucciniaceae. The record is from RefSeq and is a predicted model, not a curated record. Bases 1 to 1509 code for a protein of 502 amino acids.
AUGUACAUCAAGCAGAUCAAGAACGUUCACGCGGAAAUCACUGGCAGUAUUCUCAAAGAGACGCACCAAGAAGAAAAUUUCAAGAACAGGAUUAACGUGAAUACCAGCAAAAGAGCUGAGGCUCAAAAAGAGAGCUUACAAGAGGAUCCUCAAACCACCAAUUGCUUCAAAUCUAUGAUAAAAGCUGCUGAAAAGCAAGAACUGGACAUGGAGAAUGAUUUCAAGAAAAGAAUACAGGCUGCGUUUAAACCUAGAGGAGAGAGCGAGGACGAAGUCUAUCCAACAGUUGUCAAGCCGAAAUGGGGCAACGCUGUCCAUGAUGGAGAGAUUUCUGGCUUGCUCAAGGAAAGCAUCCAAAGCGUCAAGAAGAUGGCAGAGAAAGAAAAGCUCUCUCAAUCUGAAGCAGCCGAGUCCUGGACAUUCCAAAAGGCGCUUGAAAUACUGGAACCUUACUUGCAACCCACGAAUCCCCAAGCCCACCAUCCCGUUCCUCGAAUAACCGACGAAGCGUACCAAUCUUUGAAGUUUCUUUGGACUUUUCAUCCCGCCUCAUUCCUCAGAAUCCGCGCAUCCCUGUCCUCCAGACUGGACAACAAGUGGGAAGUACAACGCCGACUGGUAACAGUCACAACCCAGAUCACCCAGAAGACAAUCGUUGAGAAUUGGAUGUUGAUCAGAAAUGCCCUGCUGGAUGGGCUGCAGAACGAACGAAGGACCAGCUUGAAAUUCUACGAGGUCCGCUUACAACUGGCCCGAGAAUUCCCGAAUAUUGUUUAUUACUCGGAUCUAUUCUUGCCGAUUUUUUCCAGAAUUCUGGAGGAUGAAGUGGCCAAUACUGGCCAAACUCUGCUACCAUUUUUAAGAUCAUGGAUGGGAGAUCAUGAAUCAUCCAGGAGAUUGAAGACCCCGAUCUCCGAAAGGCUUUAUCAACUGAAGAUCGAAUUGUCUCAGGAUCUUUCCGAGAACUUGCGAGCUUCAGAGAUAGCCCGGGGAGUGGACGUCUGGACUGUGCACCAUUGGAUCAAAUGUCUUGGCCUGGGACAGCCAAAGAAAUUAGACGAUUGGACGGACGAUGAAGUGCUUUUCUCUAUGGAAAAGCUGCAAAAGUUGAUUGCAGGGAUGUCGAGAAACGAGGGGAUUCCGUGGCAUGAGUCGGCGAGUCGGGCCUGGCUAAUCGAAACAUUUGGCCAAGAGAUAUACACUCAACAACUUGACUUACUGUGUAAUAAAUACAAACAAAUUCGGGCACGUCUUGUGAGCCAUGAAGAUCACCGGUGGAAGAACAAUGGAUCUAGUGUGAUCAAGAUUCUUGAUGGCCAGGAGGAAGACAAGUUGAAGUUUGCCGAUCAUGGGCUGGAUUUCAAGCUCAUACAGGCCAUCAAGAUCAUCCGCUCAGUCAAUCAACAAUUUCGGGCGGAUUGGAACUCAUUGUUUGACUCUUGUCCUUCAAAACUCACCUCAAAUCAAAAAGAUUUCAUUAAGAUCUGGUUUGCAGAUAAUUUCAUUUGA